GAGGUGUCCGCCUGUCGCUGCGGCUCGGGGUUGACAUUAAGAAGAGCGCGUCCAUGCUUCAGCGCGGAGAUACGGUGCGAUUUGAAGCCACUGAUACUCACAUUGAACUGGUUCCAGGCAGAUACUCAUCACACCGAGGAUACAUGGAUGAACAGAGAAGUAUUGCAAUCGGAAUUAACUUGUCAGCCAGUGCGAGGAAUUUCUGGAUAUAAUGGGGAAUACGACACCUAAGCCUUUAAUAGAUGCGACUCUGCAACCCCGCCCGGUGGCCAACAGGCAGUACUACACUCUGCCUAACAAUGGGGUAGGUGUGGAGAGGAGAACGUCCGCUGCUCCGGUCAGCAUCAGCGUGGAGUCCCCCCGCUUUCACCCCCACGCCAAGGGCAAGAACAUCAGGCUGGAUGGGCAGCUUCGCCGCGCCACACGCAAGAACAGCUUCUGUAAUGGCAUCACUUUCAUCCACAGGCCGGUCCACCUCUAUGAGAAGGUGCGUCUUCGCCUGAGUGGCGUGCACACCGGAUGGAGUGGGGCUUUACGCUUUGGUUUCACCAGUUUGGACCCUAGUGAAUUGGUCACUACAGACAUCCCCAAGUACGCUUGCCCAGAUCUGGUGACUAGGCCCGGAUACUGGGCCAAAGCUCUGCCUGAGAGGCUGGCCCUGAAGGACAACGUGUUGUCAUUCUGGGCCGAUCGCCACGGGAGAGUUUUCUACAGCAUCAACGAUGGAGAGCCCAUCCUCUUCCACUGUGGGCUCAGCAUCGGCUGUCCCCUCUGGGCCAUCAUAGAUAUCUAUGGCCUCACCCAGGAGGUCACACUGCUUGAAAGCACGUUUGCUGAGAGUGUGGCGUCCAGCUGCCUGAGUGCGGCCCGUCUGAGUGCCUAUCUGCCCCAGAGUAGCCACGACUCGGCAAAUUACAACAACAACCAACUGGAGAACAACCAGGCUGCUGCUGCCAAGAUGGCCACCCUCCAGCUCAAUAACUACAACCAGCUCAUCCCCUGCUGCUCCUCCACCAUUUCCUCCUCCACACCAUCUUCCUCGGCCUCCACUGGGUUCGGCACCCCGAGGUUGGCCCGUGGCCUUCCCUCCCCGCUGGACAAUGACUUGCACUUUCACCCAGUCCGUGGCCCCGAUGUGAUUCUCUCCGCAGACCGCUCGGCAGCCUGCAUCCACUUUCUGGACAGCAGUCGGACUCUGGUGUUCAGUGACCGGCCGCUGCAUAUGGGGGAGACUUUGUACGUGGAAGUGGGCCACCUGGGCCUGCCCUACUUUGGGGCGCUGUUGUUUGGCGUAACAUCAUGUGACCCCGCCAGUCUGCACGCAGGGGACCUACCAGCGGACCCUGAGGUUCUCCUGGACCGUAAAGAGUAUUGGGUGGUGCACCGGGGCUUCCCCAUGCCUUGCUCUGGAGACGUGCUCAGCUUCAGUCUGCUGCCCAGUGGAGAGGUGCAUCAUGGGGUAAAUGGAGUAGCACGUGGCAGGCUGCUCUGUGUGGACUCCUCUCAGGUCCUGUGGGCCUUUUUCACCUUGCAUGGGGCCGUCAACAGACUCAGGAUACUAGGAACUCUGCAGUCCAGUCCUCCCUCCACAUCCACCAGCAGUUCUCAGAGCAGCAGUCCAGACGACAGUGACUCAGACCUGGCGUUCAGCGUCAACAGAUCCUCCUCCGCCUCUGAAUCCUCUCUGGUGACUGCUCCCAGCUCUCCUCUCAGCCCUCCGGUCUCUCCCACUCUCAGCGCCUUUGAACUGCCCCCUGCUGGGAAGAGCGGAGAGUGCACUGUUUGCUUCGACCAGGAUGUGGACACGGUCAUCUACACCUGCGGACACAUGUGUCUGUGCAGCGACUGUGGGCUGAAGCUGAAGAGACAGAUCAAUGCGUGCUGUCCGAUAUGCAGGAGGCCCAUCAAAGACGUAAUCAAAACAUAUCGGCCAUGAUGUUCCAGAUGUGUAAACAGGGGCUGUGACUGAUGGAUGCCACCUGUGUUCUCAGGCUUUGUUGGACAUGAAUCUUGACCGCAAUCGGAAAAAAGCCAGGACAUAACCGUGCCUAUAUUUCCAUUUUAUAUGGGUGAAUCGUUUUUGGAGAUAGACUUUCAUCUUCAUACUCAAAACUGUAAUGGAGCUCAUCUUAAUACAAAGACUGCUUCAUGAGCUCCUAUCUUUUGACUCAGAAACAAGAGAUGUGCUUUUGUUUUGUAUUUUCAAUGUGAUGUCUCUUGCGUUAUUUGCCGAGCAGAAAAGCCUGCUGUGAAUAUUUUUGUCCUUACCCUCGUCAUACUUUCAGAAUAGCGUGCUUCAGCAGAAUGUGUGGACUUCUAGUGCCUUAGAUGUUUGUCACAUUUAGUGUCCGAGUAUAUAUACGCUAACAAACGUAGCCAUAGUUUUAAUGUUCAGUGAUGUGGUAAAAGAAGGUUUAUGCAAUAAGCAGUGUAAAAGUAAGUGGACAGAUGGAACCGGAUGGUAAGUGUGUUCAGUGCUUUCGGAAAGGUAUGUUUGGUAUACAAAAUGAAGAAUCUGGUUUUGCAUUUUGUGAGUCAAUAAAGUGGACUUGGUGUGAUUCCAAUUAUUAA
Messenger RNA from Notothenia coriiceps (black rockcod), 2571 nucleotides. It is a transcript of the gene neurl1b, whose product is annotated as neuralized E3 ubiquitin protein ligase 1B. Gene Ontology annotation, biological process: ubiquitin-dependent endocytosis. The record is from RefSeq and is a predicted model, not a curated record. NCBI's taxonomy places the organism in Eukaryota, Metazoa, Chordata, Actinopteri, Perciformes, Nototheniidae. The transcript is spliced from 6 exons. Bases 212 to 1936 code for a protein of 574 amino acids. Gene Ontology annotation, cellular component: early endosome. Gene Ontology annotation, molecular function: ubiquitin protein ligase activity.